Messenger RNA from Epinephelus moara (kelp grouper), 726 nucleotides. RefSeq names its product GTPase IMAP family member 7-like. Bases 1 to 726 code for a protein of 241 amino acids. Gene Ontology annotation, molecular function: GTP binding. The transcript is spliced from 2 exons. Lineage: Eukaryota; Metazoa; Chordata; Actinopteri; Perciformes; Serranidae. The record is from RefSeq and is a predicted model, not a curated record.
AUGGCGUUACUUCCUGCAGGUCCUGAUUUAAGAAUCGUGAUGAUUGGAAAAACUGGUGUGGGCAAGAGUGCUGUUGGAAACACCAUUCUUGGACAGGAAAUUUUCGUAUCCAGUCCCAGUUUAUCAUCAGUGACUCAGGUCUGUGAAAAAGCUGUGACACGUUGGGGCAACAGAGUGGUUAGUGUGGUAGACACACCAGGGCUCCUGGACGCUGAGAAAUCCGAAGGAUUCAUCAAAAAUGAAAUUGUGAGAUGUGUUGAAGUCUCAUGUCCUGGACCUCAUGUGUUCCUGCUGGUCAUCGAACUUGGUCGAUUUGCCAAUGCAGAGAAAAACUCUGUAGAAGCCCUGCAAAAGCUGUUUGGUCCAAAAGCUGACCAGUACAUGAUCGUGCUGUUUACCCGUGGUGGUGAACUCAAAAACAAGACCAUACAUCAAUAUCUACGUGAGGGCAAGCCAGAGGUUAGACAACUCGUUCAGCGCUGUGGAAACAGGUUGCAUGUCUUUGAAAACACCAGUAAAGACAGAAGUCAAGUGGUGGAGCUGAUAAAGAUGAUCGACAACAUGUUCAAAGCAAACGGGGGAACAUACUACACAGAUGCCAUGUAUCAAGAAGUACAGGCAAAACAACAAAAGUCAAAGGGAAAUGCAUGUGCUGUCCAAUAUACCUUUAUUGGUGCUCUGAUCCAGCGUAUCAGAUUGUUUAUCUUUAUUCUUAGAAGAGAGUAG